This is a messenger RNA of Lactuca sativa (garden lettuce), 986 nucleotides long. Its product is annotated as hydroxyacyl-thioester dehydratase type-like protein. The record is from RefSeq and is a predicted model, not a curated record. Gene Ontology annotation, cellular component: mitochondrion. Gene Ontology annotation, molecular function: (3R)-hydroxyacyl-[acyl-carrier-protein] dehydratase activity. Gene Ontology annotation, biological process: fatty acid biosynthetic process. Lineage: Eukaryota; Viridiplantae; Streptophyta; Magnoliopsida; Asterales; Asteraceae.
UCCUUCAACCCUUUUACCCCCUUCUCCUCACCAGGUAACCCCUUCCCUCCAUCUAUCUCUAUCUCUAUCUCUCUCUCUCUCACACACACACACAUAAACGCACUCUUUCUCUCACUACAUGCAUGGAAGAUGAAUUAAAGAGUCCAUUGUACACAAUGCGAAUUAUCUGUACGUAAUCUGUAAUGAAAUAUGCUCUAUGUAAUCUGCGCGCUAAGUGUUCGAUGAAAUGCUUCAGAGAGAUGUGACUUUCAUUAUCGCGAUUGGUUGCUCGUUAACAUAAUUGAAUUCGAGUCGAGUAACAAAUAGAUCCGAAUCAUUCAUUACUUACAUCGUUGACCAUGAAGCGUGUGUUGUUCAACUACAUUCCAUCAUUGAGAUACUCAUCAGAUUCGUUACUACUGAAAACCGGAGACAAAUUGAAACAAACAAGAAUAUUUUCAAGUCAAGAUCUAGUUCAAUUUUCGAAGCUGAGUUUUGAUGCAAAUCCUCUUCAUCUCGAUUCUGAAUACGCAAAGAAGGCGGGAUAUACAGAUCGAAUAGUUCCUGGAAUUCUUGUUGCGUCUCUAUUCCCAACAAUCAUUGCUUCUCAUUUCGCUGGAGCAGUAUAUGCCUCACAGACAUUGCAUUUCAGAUUGCCUGUUUAUGUAGACGAUGAGAUUAUUGGUGAAGUUGAAGCUACUAACAUAAGAGAAAUGAAGAAGAAAUACGUUGCCAAAUUUGCAACCAGAUGUUUUAAUAAGAAUGGAGUUCUUGUUCUUGAUGGAGAGGCUAUGGCUGUGUUGCCAACAUUAUGUCCAGUGCAAACAUGAAUUUGGAUGGAUUGAAAGCCAUAAUGAAGUGUUGUUUGCUUUUUAUGUACGUGUAUUGCAUAACCCAACAUGGUAUGUGUAAUGAAAUCAAAUAAUGAAAAGAUCAAGUAAUUUAAACUUUUUUUUAUUUAAAUAUUUUUUGUUUGCUAUAAGAUUUGAAUUCUUUUUUUUAUUUUU